Molecule: messenger RNA, 696 nt
Organism: Puccinia graminis f. sp. tritici CRL 75-36-700-3
Lineage: Eukaryota; Fungi; Basidiomycota; Pucciniomycetes; Pucciniales; Pucciniaceae
Exons: 1
Coding region: 1-696 (231 amino acids)
Source: RefSeq, a predicted model, not a curated record
AUGUUCUACAUAAGAGCAUCUCCAGCCAAGGAGGUAAACCGGGUUGCUAAACCCGCGCGGAUAGCAACUCAAUUAGGACCUCUAGCAACCCGCGCGGCUCUGCCAAACACCCAAGGUUGCUAUUAUAACUACCAGAGGUCUGUGAACCUCCAUUACCCGUCUUCCCCCGGCAUAGCCUCCACAUCACCACAAUACUCCUCCAUCAAGCGCCACAUUACUCCUCCGCAUACUCCACAAACUACGAUGAACACCCAGUUCCUUGAAAAUCUCCUCGAAUCGCAGGCCAUCGCCCUUGCCACUACUCGACAAGUUCAAACGGUCCUUUCAGAUACGGUAAAUGUCAUACUCAACCAGGACAAUGAAGAGAGCAAUCAGGAAACGUUGGUUCGUGGCGGAUCGAGGCCUGGUCGUCGUGCAAACUUGAACCAUGGCUUUGAGGAAGGAUAUCAACGAUUUUACAAAGACUACCUUGCCCCAGAACCUGUUUACGUGGAUGAUCUUUUCCGCCGUCAAUUUCGAAUGCACCGGGGCCUUUUUUUGAAGAUUGUCGAUGAUUUAACCGAGCACAACCACUACUUCAAGAGGAAAGCCGAUGCAUUAGGUCGAUUGGGUCUUUACCCCGUUCAGAAGGUUGCCUCAGCGAUUUGGAUGCUUGCCUACGGGGGCGCGGCGGACAUCAACGACGAAUACUUUUGA